AUGCACUUUGAAGCUUCGCCAGGCUCGUCGCCAUCCAAGUCGAUCGCCAUCAGCAUCUCACCCAGGAACAUGUCUUCGCCCACGGGAUCCCUCUACAGCAACUACUCCAUCGAGUCCAACUCUCGCCGCGGCUCAUCAUGUGCGUACCCGUCGUGGCCCACGGGACCUUCGCUGGAGUACCGCAACCCGUCCUCGUACAUCAGCGACGAGGACCUCUUUGGCGAGGACUUGGACGACGAGUACUCGUGCCCGAUCCUCAAGAAGGCCCCGGCACCUCCACGAGUCCCGCCCAUGGCCCAGGCAUUCCCCGUGCUGCCUCCUCUGUACGCUUCGAAGAAGGCCAAGACCCAGCGGAGGCGCAGCAGUGGGAAGCAGCGCCGCACCUCGACGCCCAUGACGCCCAUCAGCGAGUCGCCUGAGCAAGUCGAGUAA
This is a messenger RNA of Ascochyta rabiei, 432 nucleotides long. RefSeq lists its product as uncharacterized. Bases 1 to 432 code for a protein of 143 amino acids. The record is from RefSeq and is a predicted model, not a curated record. NCBI's taxonomy places the organism in Eukaryota, Fungi, Ascomycota, Dothideomycetes, Pleosporales, Didymellaceae. The transcript has a single exon.